Messenger RNA from Apis cerana (Asiatic honeybee), 12197 nucleotides. It is a transcript of the gene msi, whose product is annotated as RNA-binding protein musashi. Gene Ontology annotation, molecular function: mRNA binding. The record is from RefSeq and is a predicted model, not a curated record. Gene Ontology annotation, biological process: regulation of translation. Gene Ontology annotation, cellular component: cytoplasm. NCBI's taxonomy places the organism in Eukaryota, Metazoa, Arthropoda, Insecta, Hymenoptera, Apidae.
UUCCAAAAAUUUUUUUUAUCUUAUAAUCUUAUAAUCUUUAAAUUAAUGUUUUCCAUCGUGAUGCACGAAUUUUUCAUUAGACUUGAUUUUUCAAUAAAUAUGUAGAAGAUACUAUUUUUUUCCGAUAGAGCGCGUUAUAAGCAUUCAUGUUGGUUGGGCGCGAUCGUGCGCGAAUGCGAACGAGUUUUCGUAGUUGGUGCGCGGCCGGUCGGUUGGUUUGUCUCGUGUGUUGCGUUGUCCUGUCAGUUCUCGGUGAUACUGUUGACAAAAAAUCGACCAGAACACGUGUUGAAUACGUCAAGUUAUUUCUCAACGGAUGUGCGUAGAUAAACUAAAAGCGUCUCAAAUAUUAAUCUCUGCUUCUAGUUUGAUUGUCGAUGUGAUACACCUCGGAGCACGUGGAUUUCCGGUGACAUAGCCGAGGAUCACGAUGAGUGUACUGCACGAGAGAAACCUUGAACUUGAAUUGCUGAAGAUCGUCGAGGCCUCGCUGUCUUAACGACUUGUUUUCAUCGACGUGUCAAAAUCGUGAACAGCCCCGGAAGUGACAGGACAGACAGAGGGUAUAGCCGCGACCACCGAUGGCGGCCGCGAGCUUUCCGCCAAACUUCUCGAACGUCGGCAUAUUGGAGAACUGGCUUUCCACGACUCUUCUCGGAGAAGAGGAUCAGAGGAAAGAGGGGAAAAUGAGUUAGAGAGACAAAGGCGCAGAGCAACAACGAGCCGGGCUACACACGAGACCGAGCACGAGCCUUUUCACCCGAGAACCCCUGUUCCGUCUCUCUUUUUUUCAAGGAUGCAGGUACGAAUCCUGGUCGCCGGUCCUGGUGAACCGACGUUGGACCACCAGGUGCGAGCACGAACAACGGAGCGACGGUGACCGGGACCCGGUAUAUUGUCUCUCCGCCGGCAUGGAGGCGGCGAACGGUGCGAUCGAGCACGACUUUCACAAUGCUCUGGUGCCUAUAAACGGUAGCCAUUCCGGCAGCUCCGGGAGGAGUACACCGAAUGGCGGCGAUCCAGCACCCGGCAAACUCUUUGUGGGUGGCUUGUCCUGGCAGACCAGCAGCGAGAAACUCAGGGAGUACUUCGGCAUGUUCGGUACCGUCACCGACGUCCUGAUCAUGAAGGAUCCGGUUACACAGCGUAGUCGCGGCUUCGGUUUCAUCACAUUCGCCGAGCCCGGUAGCGUGGACAAGGUGCUGAAGUGUCCAAUCCAUACGUUGGACGGGAAGAAGAUCGACCCGAAGCACGCGACGCCAAAGAAUCGCGCGAAACAGGCUAAUCGGACGAAGAAGAUUUUCGUAGGUGGUGUUAGCCAGGACACGAGCAGCGACGAAGUGAAGGCCUACUUCAACCAAUUCGGCAAGGUGGAGGAGACGGUAAUGCUGAUGGAUCAACAGACGAAACGGCACCGCGGCUUCGGAUUCGUCACGUUCGAGAACGAGGACGUGGUUGACCGCGUGUGUGAGAUCCAUUUCCACACCAUCAAAAACAAGAAGGUCGAGUGCAAGAAGGCCCAGCCGAAGGAGGCCGUUCAACCGGGCGCCUUGACUCUCGGCAAGAGGGUGGUGUUGGGAGCGCUUGGGGUCAGGCUGGCGCCACAGCCCCCCCUACCGGUCGCCGCGGCUUCGCAGAUCGUCGCGGCCCAGGCCCAGGCCCAAGUUCAAGCGGCCGCGGCCGCGGCCGCGGCCGCCCAGGUCCAGAACGCCGUGGCCGGAUACGGGAAACUGUUCGCCAGCAGUUAUCCGGCCCUCUCCGCGUACCGUUACGCCCCCUAUCCGAUCCCGGCGGCGGCGGUCGCCGCGGCCGCGGCCGCGGCAGCCCCGGCCCCCGCUCCGGCCCCGCCUGCGGCCGCCGCCGCCGCCGCCGCCGCGGCGGCAGCCACCCCCGCGGCAGCGGCCGCGGCCGCUGCAGCGCCCGCCAACCCCUACCAAGGCUACUCGCUCACCAACGUCGACAUGUCCAGCUUCCAGGGCGUCGACUGGGGCUCCAUGUACGGAAUGGGCAUGUACGUUUAAACGUUUUUCGCGGCGGUCGGCUUUUCUUACCUCUGAGACUAUUAUACACGCGACUUCGAGAGCAAUGUGUAUUAUAUUGUGCGACCAUUUCGAUCUUAGCGCCGACCAAGUGUCCGCUGUCUCUUCCUCGUUCAUCUCAUCUCGAUGGACGAUUUCUCGGUUCCCUUCUCCCUUCCUCCCUCCCCUUCCCUCCUCACCCUCCCUCCUGCUUCGCGACUGUCUUCCUGCGCAUUGUAUAAACGGGCGGAUGUCUUGAUGAUCAUGAGGCGAUUUUUUUUUUUUUUUGCGUUUUUUUCUUUUUCUUUUUUUUUUUCUUUUUUUUUUUUUUUUUUUCGUUUUUCGUUUUUUCCACCAUCACCUGUCCCUCCCCCGCCGUACCACGCCCCCUCGUUUUUUCCCCGCUUUAGACGCGAGUAGACGACGUCUGAGUGUCCGAGGAUGUGUUGGUAUUGGAAGAAGGAUGAGACGUCGAAAGCGUGGUGGGGUGUGAAGGAAAAGGAGAAGAGAGCGGUCACACAGUUUGAGAGGGAACUCGGAAGCGUAUCAGAGUCUGAACACCAGGGCAUGGAGGGAAGUUCUCGUUUGCCCUGAAUUCGAAGUCAUUCUUCUUACGUUUGCCACUUGUCAUUAUAUCGCUUGUCGAUUAAUUUAUUAGCCUGAGUGCGAGAAUAAAGUUAGGAGAAUAUUAUAUACGCAUGUGUGCAUGUGUGAAAGAGAGAAAGUCGCGCGUAAUGAUGAUCGCAUAGCAUAUUUUUAUUGCGAUAUACACGAUUCGUUCACCCUUCGUUUACGAAUUUUCUUUCCUUUUUUUUUUUUCGUUUCCUUCUUACUUUUAUUCCUUAUAUAUAUAUAUAUGUAUGUAUGUGUAUAUAUAUGUAUAUAUAUAUAUAUAUAUAUAUAUAUAUAUAUCUUUAUUUCGUCCAUUUCUAUCGUUUCACGCGCUUCGCGUUUUUCACCGCAUUCGGUUCCUAGUUAGAUUAGCACACCAACCUCCACCAACACGAUAUGCGCGGCAUAUGUUCGACCGCGCCCACUCCGUACAGUAAUUAAUUACUUAAUUAAUUAAGCGAUAUCGACGGUCGAUUCGUGACCGUCGUCUCACUCUCAAGGAUCUCGACCAUGAAGCAAUAAAACAGGGGAGGAUAGAAUGAGAAACAGAGAUGAGAUAGAGGACAAAGAAAUUGGAUGUAUUACGCCGUGAACGACCUCGCAAAUCGAUUAGACGAGGAUCCGUUCGCUCUUGCUUUUUCCUUUUUCUAACGAAAAUUUCUUUCGAGAAUCAUCCUAUAUAUAUAUGUAUAUAUAUAUAUAUAUAUAUACAUAUAUAUACAUAUAUAUGUAUAUCUCAUUCUUCGACUUCCAUUUAGCCAUUCUUGGCAAACUCCCAAAAAAGCGCAAGCACGCGGGAACGUAACGCGAUUCGCAGCACACACAUACACAUACUCUCCUUCCACUCCUCCAAGAACGAGAGGCAGUUCUCCUGUUUGUCUCGCGACAUACUCCUCCUCCGCCUCGGUCAACAAAGUGCCAAAAAAACGAAGUUUGUUCGUCUCUCUAUUUACCUUUUCUUUCUCCCUCUCUCUCUCUCUUUGUCCUUCCUCUCCUCAUAUUUUCUCGACUUUAAAUUUUUUUCCUCUCCUUCUCCUUCCUUUUCCAUCAUAUAUUCCCGAUCGUUGAUGCGUUCUCGCGCGCUUUUGUUCGAAACAAACGGCUGUUCGCGUCGGUCACACGGUCGCAAACAGGCACGGUCAACCACGCGUACUCACGUAGGGAGAAGCAGAUAUAACGGCGUUCAAGCAUAUAUCGACACAGAUAUAACCACAUAACAGAUGUAGACGGGACGCGUCUAAAUAAGAAUAGCGCAUAGGUAUACAUAUAUUUUUCUUCGAGUAACGGAAGACAAUAUUUCUCCAAUUGCGCGCGAAUAACACGAGCAAAACACGAUCGCGACGUAGAAAGAGAGAAAGAGAGAGAAAGAGAGAGAGAGUGUGUGUGUGCGUGUGUGUGAGAAAGAAUGAGAAUGAGAAUGAGAAAAAGAGAAAGAGAGAGAGAGAGAGACAAAUACAUUUCUAAGGGAUACUCGUUUCUAGGUUAUAUUAGAGGUCGUGGAUAAUAACGCGACAACGCGGUAAACAGGAACCCAAGAUUGAGAUUAGCUCAGCGUGUUAUAUUAAGCGAUUUUUAGUUCGUAAGUUUGAAACAGAUUUAAGAUAGACUUUUAAGGCGUUCGUAAUAAAAACGAAACGAUACUUAAUUUAUACGUAUCCGUGGGCAUCGUGUUCUCCGAGUUUUUCGAGAUAUCGAUCGAGACGCCGAUCUGCCUCCGCGGUUCGAUCUUCCGCCUCUUUCGAUCGACUCGCGUGCUUCCAACAUUUUGUCAGGGAUGUAACAAAUGUCUUCGCCAUCGAUUCUUCGCUCUCCCCUUCAAUGUCUCUCGUGGACACUUUUCCCUCUUCUUUCCCAUAUUAUCUCCACCAGAAUUCCAAUUUCUUCUUUCGAUUUUCUUUUUUUCCCAAUGAGGGAAAUAACAUUGGCUGGAUCUCGAACGAUGCGGGAUCGCAAAGAAUCGAUCGCGAUAGGCGUGAAAAAAUUUCAGAUUUAAAAAAGGCGCAAAUCGUCUUAUUUAUUCACGAAACGUGUACGAUCGACGAAAAUUUCGAACGAUCGAGCGGAAGAUCGACGGUCUCGUGUGUGCAGACGCAGCGAUUCAAUGAAUAAAGAAGAAAGAGAGGGGGAGAGCCGUCAUUGAAAAGAGGAACACGGUGCCCCGAAACAAAUGUGAGAAACGUCGAGCAAUAAGCGAUUUACUGAAACUUUAAGCUGUGUACUGUUUAAGUUUAAGGAGAUACGGUAAGCGCGAUUAUGCGAGAAAAGAGUUAAAAAGAAAAAAAAAGACAAAAAAAAAGAGAAAAAGAAAACGAGAAAAAGAGACGAUAAUCUGUACGCGUAAAGAAAAUAAUUAAGGGGAAGAGAAUUCCGCUCCAAACGAGGAUAGAGAGCAAGAACCGGUUGUGUAGAAAGGAAAGCGUGAAAAUGGAGCGGAAGAAAUUCGAGGUGUUUAUCCUCUUGCAAACGACAAGUAAUAUUCUUUAGUGAUAUAACUUUAAACAUAUACUUAAUAUGUACCGUAAUAAUUAACGACGACGACAAAGCUCGCGAGUGAUAUUUAUGACUUAUAAGAAGGUACUUAGAUGAUUAAGGAGAAAAAAAAAGAAAUUUGAGAGAGCGAGAGAGAGAGAACGAAAGAGCGUGAGAGAAAAAGAGAGAAAGAGGAUGCAAAAGAGCAAGCGAGUGUGUGCAAAAGAGAGUGUGAGAAAAACGAAGCACGCCUUAAAAGAGAUAAAUCGCGAAAUAAGCACGCGCACGCAUGCGCGCGCGCGUGCGCGCGCAUAUACUCUAGCGAAACCAAGCAAGAGGCAAUGAUUUGAUUAAAAACCACGGUGCAACCGAAUUCUAUUUUCCACGGUCUGCGUAUUACGGGACGGUACGCAGUAUCAAGAUAGAAUAUGGGUGCGUACUUAAUGCUAACCUCGAAGACAACCCGAUAUCGGUGUACCCUGUAACCCGCAGCUUCCACUUUUUCUUUUCCUCUUCUUUUUCCACCUUCUUUCUCUCUUCUAUCCUCCAUUUCCCUUUGCGGUUGAUCAUAUAUUGCAAAACAUCGGUCCAUCAUUUCCUUGUUUCUUCCCUUCACCCAAUAUUUCUCUUUCAUAUCCAGUUCUUCUUCGUCUUUCGCUUUUCCUUUUUUUUUCCCCACUCUCCUCCAGCUCUCAGUAAACUCGAUCAAAACAUUCUGAAAAUAUCGAUCCAUUUUUAUUUCGUUUUUUCCCCUCGCCCAUAUUUCCCUCUCGUGUAAUUUUUCUUCUUCUUAUUUCACUUUUCUUUUCCUUUCCUUUCACUUGAAAUAUGUCACAAAAAUGUCGAUAGAAAGGAAGAUAGGAUUCCGCUCUCGCGCGAUCUCGUGCGAAAAAUGUAGAUCGUUUUGCACGAGAACGCGACGACGUUGGACCUCUUCCUCUACUCUACUCUAUCGAUACGAGACCACGAUCUUCUUUUUUUUUGUUCCGACUCUACGAACGUAUCCUUAUUUUUCCUGAAUUUUUCCAAUUCUCUAUCCCCUCUCCUCCCUACCCUUUUCAUCUGCCGGUGAUUAUGUAUUUUAUAUACGCUACACGCACACGCUCAUACAUAAACACACGUACACACGUAAAAAGUACUUAUUGCGAAUGUCGAGAGUAAUUCUUAGCGUAGUUAGUAUUUUAAUGAUCGCUAACCAUCCAUUAGUUGCGAAUGAUCAGUAGGUGAGAAGCAUGCUGGUUGAAAUUUAUCUUUAGAAUCCGGAUCCCGUUGUUCCUUCACCGCCCUCGUCGUUUCAUUGUACAUGUUUUAAGAAUAAUAUUUCUCGCUGCUCUGCCUUCUUGCAGACAAUUAAAUCGCGACCGUGUCUCAUCGAAAUCAAUAUUCGAUCGGACAUUUCUUUAUCCCCAUUUCUUUUCCUUUUACCGUUCGUUCUUUAAAUUUCUUUCAACUCUUUUUUUUUUCUAUUGCAUUUUUGCGCGCGCGCGCGCGCAGUAUAUUGUUUCAUUCUGCUUUUUUUUUUCUCCCCCAAAAUGUAAUAUUAUCGAUUUAAAUGUAUAUUUGCGUAAGAUACAACGAUUGAAUGUAUAAUUAUUGCUGGUAAUUUUACAUUGUCCUUAUAUUUCCUUUUUUAAUCCAGUUGUUUCUAUAUUUUUUUUUUCUCUCUCUCUUUUAUUUUUUGUUCCGUACACCAUGGCUGAUCUCUACAUCGACUUCACGAGAGAGAUUAAUUUAUUUUCGGUCGACAGAGCAGCAUUAAAUGGAUUAAAGAUGAAUUUUUCAGAGGAUCGGUUGAUUUUAACCGCGAAAUUUAAUCGCGAAUUUUUUUCUUUUUUUAACGAAUUCAUUCUUAUCGAUGCUAGUGUCUUUUUCUUUCGAAACGACCGUUCCUCGAAAAAUAAAAGAUAAAGCCUCGUACUGCCGUUCUGGUCACGGAACAAACGGUUUUCGCCACUUUUUUUCUAUUCAAAGCGACGAAUGGAGCGAUAAUUGAAAGAUAGAACGAAAAGAGACGAAGACAUGUUCCUUUUCCAAAUUCACCUUCAUCCGACACAUACACCUUUUCCCUUUUACAGAAAAAUUAUAUAUUCCGCAUUACCCUUAUUAUUAUUAUUAUUAUUGACUAUUAUCAUUAACUACUUAUUAUGAAUAUUAAUAUUGUCAUCAUCAUUGUUAUUAUUAUUACCGCCAUUAUCGCUAUUUCAUCAUUGUUAUCAUUAUUUUUUACCCACCGGCAUCGUCAUCCCUGCAAGUACGAUUGCGAUCACUGUUGCUAUAUUGCGUAUCAUCGUAUUAUUAAUCGUCAUUUAACCUUUUCUCUGCGAACUCACAGUGUAAUCGUAAUUACCAAUGAAUCGUUCGUUCGCAGGGAUUAUUUCCAACGCAUUAUGGGAUUUAAGAGGAAUUGAAAAUUCAUUGGUAAUCGCUUGAGAAAUCUCAUUGCUCCGAUCUUCGUCUCCUUUCUUUUUCCUCUCCUCAGUUUUAUUUUUCAUCUCCCGUUUUCGUCUUAUUAUUAUCCUUGCAAUAAAGAUCGUCUUUCUUUUAACAACUGUACGAUGUACUGAAACAGCAUCGGCAUAUAUAUUCAUAAUUUAUCGAUUGUUUACUAAUUUUGACAAAAAGUUUUCGCUCGAACGAAGUAACACGAAAUUCUUUGAAAAUAUAUAUAAGUUUUUAAAAAGUAGUAAAAUAAAAUGUUAAAUCGAUAUGAAUAUUAAGCGGAUACGAAGAAAAUAAGUUACAUAAUAACAAAUAACAUUUGUGUUUAAUUAUGAAAAUAACAGUUGUACAUAAAAAUAAUUAUACGCGAGAAAAUGAAAAUUUCACAAAAUAUUAGAUAAUUAUAAAUAUUUAAAAAAAAGAUGUUUAUUUCUUUAUGAAACAAUAAAUGUUUUUUUUUUUUACAAGAAUAUCUGUUUGUUAAAUUAUUUAUUUGUUCUUUUGUUUCAUUUUAUUUUUUUUUUUUUCUUCCUUUCGUAUUUACUUUAUAUCACAUUGAUUUAACAACGACACGUGUUUUACAUAUAUAUAUAUAUAUACAUAUAUUACAUAUUUUAAAGUAUUUUCGAUGAAUUUCGUAUUUCGCGUUUGGAUCAGAACUUUUUGCUAGAAAUAGUAACAGCACGAGACUGCAACUAGCAACUAUCUACAUAUGAUCAAGAUAUACAUACAUAUUAUUUCGUAGUACAAUAGAAUUUCUAUAAUUCGACAUGGUAGACGAUGCUUGAUUAUUCAAUUGUAUCUUUAAUAUGAUAGAACAAGAAAAGUAACACGAAAAAACAAACCAUCAUGGUUAAUGACACGAUUUAUUAAUAAAAAUAAAAAAAAUAUAUAUAUAAAUAUAUAUAAAUAUAUAAUGUAUAAUAUAUGAGAAAUUAAUAUAAAUAUAUCCAUAGGAAGUAGAAGCCAUGAUGAUUAUCGAAUAAUAUUCGUAGAAUGAUGAUUAAGAUGUAAUUACUGAGUAUUUGGAAAUAUUGUGUAGAAUAAAUAAUCUCUAUGCGAGCAGUCAUUUUUGUGAUCGAUGAAAAAGAAUCGAUGCUGUUGUCGUUGGGUGGACUAUUACUUCUAUUAAAAUGUGCGUAAUAAUUGAUGAUAUGUGCCGAUGCUUGUUCAAAGCCAAAGCUGUUAGACGGACGAUGAUCUUUCAACACUUAUAUUGUCAUCAUUAUUUUAUUUGGUUUUUCGUUUGAUUUUGAUUGUGCCAUAAAAAAUAAUCGCGGAACCGACCGUUCAAUGAGACUCGAGCGUUCCCCGCAGUGAUAAAAGGACGAGACAGAAAAUAUACACGAUAUAUUUACACGUGCGAUUAUAAUAGAUAUCGACGAUUCCAAACCGUGAAGGGAUCGAGACACGGCACGAUACAGCAAGAGUACGCAGGGCGGCGAACGCGAAGAACGCCAAGAACGACGGAUUAAUUAGUUUAGUUCGAUGCCUAGAUGAGUUGCCAAUAAAGUAGUUCGUUUCAAACUUGUAGCUAACCUGUAUUGUGUGUACGAUACCCUUUUCCUCCUUCGUUGUUUCCUCUCCCUCCCCCUUUUUUUUCUAUUUUUUUUUUUUUUUCUCUCUCUCCGUAAUAGAAACCUUUCGAUCGUAAUUCUGUAUUAAUCGCGGCUAAUUAUAUAUCGUUCUAUUUCAUUUCGCCAUAAAGAUGGGAAUAUAUGUGAGAAUAAAAUUCUCUCGAGAGCUUCCAAAAGCUUGCGAAAGAGUGAAAAGUAAACUCUCGAGAGUAGAGAAAUUGAUUUUACUCGCACAUGUAUUCGCAUCCUGAGUAACAUCCUUAUUAAUUAUUUUUUUCUUUCUUUUGUUUUAAGAGCUGUAUAAUUAUUUUUUUUUUUUUUUAUUUUACGUACUCACUCACGUAUGUAUUAUUGUUUAUGUCUCUCUCUCUGUAUAACUCAUAAUUGAAUCUCAAGUUUUAGAGUAUUAUCUAUCAGAGUAUUUAAUUGCCAUCCGAUUCUGAUGGUUUUUAUUGUUUUUUUUCUUUUUCUUUUUUUUUUCGUAUUUUCUAUUGUUUUCUCUUCUUUUUCGUAGACGAUUUAUUUUUAUUAUAUAUAUAUAUAUUUAUUUAUUUAUUUUAUUUUACUUUUUUUUUUUAUUGAAUUCCCCAUUCGGUCGGUAGCGUCGAAGGUUGGCGCAAUCAUCGGUGCCGGAGGCACAGUACCGCGGGCGCAUCGCUAAUUGGCUAAUUAAUAUUAAGCCGUAAUUAGCCUCGUUAACCCCGGUAGGCACUCGUUUCACGCUGCUCUCUGGUUGGCCGGAACACGAGCGUUGCGUGCCUUUUACUCGUUACCGCAGUUCUUCCUAGCUUCCUACCUUGCAUCGCGUAUCGAGGCCUUCCCUCUAGAUAACGCUAUUUCUCGACCGUUCACAAUUUGCCAUCACGGCCAUCAAACGGUUAGCCUCGCUCGUAUCUCAAAUUCAAUCGAUGCUCGUCACCAAAAUGACGAGUUAAUGGAACGCGAGGAGGGAGGGGGGAAGGGGAGAUGAAACGAUCGCGACAUUUUUUGGCAUAAUUGAUAAGCAAAACAGUUCGUUUCUAUCGAACAAUUUCGUACGACGAUCGAAUUUUUCGUCUUCGAAACGAGGAAAGAGAAGAAACGUUCCCGUCGUGCCGGAGAGCUGCGUGCGCAUCCUCCUCCGUGCGUGUGCGUUGCGCGUGCGCAUCACACGUUACGCGCGUAGACGAUAGAAACUUUUAACCGUUACUUUCCUUUUUCUGUCGCUCUAUGUUGCUUCUUAAGCGGUUCAAGAUAGCCAGCGGAUGUGUUGUAGCGCAUGCAUACUUAGUUAGACCAUUCCUGGCGCACUCUAACCAGCAAGUAAGAGUAAGAGUUUAAUAAAUUCGAUAUGUACACAGUUUUUUUUUUUUUUUUUUCUUCUCUCGUCAAGUAUAUCCAGCGGACCCAUCUUGCUCCAGACGAUCCCUUCGCGAUACCCUUGCGCGACAAGGGGAUCGUCCACCUCUCUCGUUCCUUCCCUCCCCCUCCCCCAGUGAUUAUCUUCCGUGAUUUCUCAUCUUGCAAAGGCGAGAACGCAGAGGCCCGACGGCUUUUUCUUUUUCGCGUCAACUUCUUCCCUCCCCCUUUUUUAACCCUUUGCACUUGAUGAGAGGGAUCUCGAUCGGGAAUCUCCCAAACUACGUUUAUCUUUGACCAAGAGUAUCCGAAGGACGAGCUUGUUAAUUCUUUUCUCGAUAAAUCGGAGAAAGUUGGGCCGUGCGCAAAGGGUUAAUCUCGCGAGCAAGUUGGUUUCGUUUCGGCGCCGAUUUCGGAUAAAUGUUACCGUCUUCCAUCCUGUCCCUUUCGAUUCGUAUGCCCGAGUAAACGAAAUAUCUCUUUGUUUUCGAAAUUUGUGGUAAUCUCGGUUUAUCAUGAGUAUAUAAAGAAAACGAAAAAGAAAAAAAAAAGAAUAUUCGCCGAUAACGGUUAAAAAGGAAAAAAACGGAUCGCUGUUCGCUCGAGCAUACGGAAGCAACCGAGCACGGAGAAAGGAUCUUACCGACUUUUCGAUCGAAAACUAAACCGAAAAUUAAACCGCGUGAAAUAUACGCGUGAAAUAUAAAUAUCUUGCCUUCGAAUCGACCUUAGAUUAAAAAAAAAAAAAAGAAAAGAAAAAAAAAUUCGACGAUCCUUUUUUUCGAAAGUGGGAUCGAUGUGUACAUAUCGUCGUCGUCGAGUAUAUUAGUUUAACGCGAACCUUAGAAACGUAGUAGUUCGUUUUAUACCUAUACGUCGCGCUGUGAUUUCUCACGUGUGAUAACUCGCCCCGAAAAGGGGGCAAAGAAAGAGAGAAAGAGAGAAAGAGAGAGAGAGAGAAAGAGAGUGUGUGUGUAUCGAGCAGCAGAAAGCCAAAGUAACGCGAAUUUUCCCCUCGUCAUAACGUAACGGACCAAUUCGGUAGACAUUUGUGCGUUUUCCUCGGGCGUCUGGAUGCUCGCUUUCGAUUCUUCAGCUGCGUCGGGCACAGAUUAAAUACAUAUCGACUCGCGCAACAUAUCAUUCCGUGAUUUGGGCCGGGGCCGUGCGAGUUUCGAGGAAAAAUAAGGAACGCGCGUUAUUUGGGUAUCGAUGGAAAAUUGAAAUUUUCAAACUAUUAAUUUUUUCAUUCAUCUGUAUAAAAUAUUCUCUGAAAAAAAAAGAAAAAAGAAUUUGAAUUUAAUUUAAAUUUGUUUUGAGAUCAGAGUCGUAAAAACUUAAUUUAACAAAAAUAAUUAAUCCUCUAUAUGCGACGAAUACUCGGUUAUUAUAUUGUUUUUAACAAUUAUCCAGCACGAAGGUAAGUUUUAAACGACAAUAAUCAUCAAAUCCAGUAAAUUCGUCUCGAAUCGUAAGUGUUCACGAACUACACGAAAUUUCAUCUCGACAUUCAUCGAUACCAUUCCACGCAGCGAAAACUUCUUUCCAAAUACUCGCAUGGGCCCGGGGAGCUUCGUCAAGUAUUCGAUUCGGCUGUACCUUGCCCGCGAGUGUCGAUUCUCGAUCAACGUCGAUCGUCAACGUCAACGGUGUCACAAGGACCGACGAUUGUUAUCCCGGAAUCUCAGUGCUCUCGAUUUAUAAUGCAUUGAAAAACAAAAAGAAAAAAAAAAAAGAAAAAGAA